Messenger RNA from Perognathus longimembris pacificus (Pacific pocket mouse), 1206 nucleotides. RefSeq names its product aspartate dehydrogenase domain containing (gene Aspdh). The record is from RefSeq and is a predicted model, not a curated record. The transcript has 6 exons. The coding region runs from base 16 to 1023 and encodes 335 amino acids. Lineage: Eukaryota; Metazoa; Chordata; Mammalia; Rodentia; Heteromyidae. Gene Ontology annotation, molecular function: L-aspartate dehydrogenase [NAD(P)+] activity; NADP binding. Gene Ontology annotation, biological process: NAD+ biosynthetic process.
CAGGAUGCAGUUUCCAUGACAACCUGGCCAGCCCGAGAGAAAGGCGGGGACUGCAGAAGGAAUUUUCCACAUGAGCAGGAAGGGGGGAGCGUGGGAUGCAGAGGAAAGAACCGAAGGGGGUUGGCAUGCAAGAUCCUGAGCCCCCAAAUUCCCCUGCCCAGGACAGGAGGACAGAGAGAACUUGGGGGAGGGCCCAUUGCCACACAUCUGGUCACAGGAAGGUUCCAGAAAGGCUCAAGGGUCAAAAGUCCAAAGGUCUGCAGCUGCCCUGGUCUGGGAGUAGGGCAGCCAGUAGCCCAGCAGGUGGACGGACAUGGCCCUGGACAAGGUCCCGAGGAAAGUGGGGGUUGUGGGCUAUGGCCGACUAGGCACCCUGACCUUGUGGUAGAAGUGGCCCACCCCCAAGUAAUCCACGAGUCUGGGGCACAAAUCCUGCACCAUGCCAACCUUCUGGUGGGGUCUGCCUCCGCCCUGGCUGACCCCACCACAGAGCAGCAGCUCCUGGAAGCCUCAAGACAAUGGGAUCACUCUGUGUUUGUGGCUCGAGGGGCUCUGUGGGGAACUGAGGACAUCAGCCGACUGGAUGCUGCGGGAGGUCUCCAGAGUCUUCAAGUCACCAUGGCCACACACCCAGAUGGCUUCCGCCUCCAGGGACCCCUGGCUGCAGCCCGCAGCACCAGGCCUCGCACCGUGCUCUAUGAAGGUCCUGUUCGUGGGCUGUGUCCCCUUGCUCCCCAAAACUCCAACACUAUGGCAGCGGCUGCCCUGGCUGCUCCAAGCCUGGGUUUUGACAACGUGAUUGGCGUGCUUGUGGCAGAUCUCAGCCUCAGGGACAUGCAUGUGGUGGACGUGGAGCUGCGAGGACCCCCAGGCCCCACGGGCCAGAGCUUCGCUGUGCACACUCACAGAGAGAACCCUGCCGCGCCAGGGGCUGUGACAGGCUCUGCCACUGUCACAGCCUUCUGGCAUAGUCUUCUGGGCUGUUGCCGGCUGCCCUCCAGACCCGGGAUCCAUCUCUGCUGAGGAAUUCCCGCCCCUCUCUCGUCCCUGCCAGCUCUCCUGGAGCCCGCCCCCUCCGGCCUCCGUAAGGAUCAGAGGCCCUGCGGACCCCGGGCUCUGGCCCCUCGGGUUCCAGUUGCCCCUCUGACGUCACACAUUGUGUGCCCACGGCGCAUGGUGUCAGAAUAAACCGGGUUACUGUAGCUC